AGUGUAACUUUAUGUUUGUAGUAGUGAGUAGUGAAAUUAUUCGAAAAUGAGCAAGUUUGAAGUUUGGUUCACAUUUUGGUCUUGAAUUAAUUUCUCACAAUUUCUAUCAACUUAUUUCUAAAUCAUUUAAUUACUUUCACGAUCGUGCUAUGAACAUUGACUUUUAAGAAUUGAUGAACUGACCGAGUGUAUGACCGAGUUAUUCUGUGUAAAUAUGACUGCAUAAAAUAGCAGUGUCAUCUGUGUUAUUAUUGAAUGGCGAUGUUGAUACAAAAUUAUCCUCUAAUGGAUGUUGAAAGCAGCCGUUCGUUCAUGGAUGAUAUUUAUUCCUCAGAACAUCCGAAGUGUUUAUCUGCUCUUAUUCAGUUGAAGAAUACGGUGAUCGGAAGUAACAGACAGAAAGGAAAUGCCAUUCAACAAGGAGUUAUUCCAAGAUUAGUACAGAUUUUAGGCGAUUAUGAGCAACCAGUCGACAUCCGCAAUGAAACUGUUAUUAUAUUAGGUUCUUUGGCUAAAGGAACCGAAGAUCAUGUUAAAGAAUUACUUAAAGCUGACGUUGUUCCUUUACUUUUAAACUGUAUAUUAACCGACGAUAAUCAAUUCUCGGAGAACUGUCUUCGAUGUGUUUGUUCAAUUUUCAAAUACAACUGCGCUCCGGUGCAUUUAAUAUUUCAAGAUCAGUCUCUUAUUUCACAUAUGCUUAGUUUGAUUAUGCAUUCAACCGCUAAUCAAAUUUCAAUCACGACCAUUCUUAGUUAUUCCAUAAAAACUAAAAAACAUCAAACUAUGUUAUGGGAUGAAGGAGCAGUGUUUUCAUUAGCAGCUUUACUGCGAUCGCCUCUUCAAGCCGUUUUAAUGCCUACUUUAACUUGCAUUGCUAGUUUAUGCCAUGAAAAUAAACCCGUAGCUGCUUCCGUUGCCACCGCCAAUUUUGAAGGAAAAUCAGUGCCAGAUUUAUUGGUUGCUUUGAUGGCCCGAGAUAAACCUUUAGAGAUGCAACUUGCUGUCGCUAAAUGCAUCACGUUUUUGUAUCGUGCUGGUGCUAUUUCCGCUGAAGAUCCCAAGAUAUUAUAUAAAACGUUACCAGUUUUAGUGUACCUUUGUCAAGAUAAAUAUGCAUGGAAGCUACGAGUUGAAACGGCAGAAACGUUGGCUUAUUUGACCGAAGUGAACGUCGAGCUUCAACGUUUAGCAGCUAUUUCAAAUCAUUUAAUCGGUGUAUUGAACACGUUUGUCAAUUACAAAAGCGAUAGUUCCUUACCACCUGCUAAAAAUGAAGAAAUUCGCAAAGAGUUGAUGCAGGCAGCGUUUAGAGUUUUCGCAUCGCUCGGUUCGAACGACGAAGACAUUAGGAAGAAAAUCAUCGAAUCUGAGAAUCUAGUACAACACAUCGUUAACGCGUUAGAUGAUCCUAGCACGAAGGUGAAACUAGCAGCUAUACGUUGUUUACACUCUCUAUCUCGUAGCGUCCAGCAACUUCGGACUACAUUUCACUCUAUAUGUGCGAAUCAGGAUCACUCUGUGUGGAAACCGUUAAUGCGAUUAUUGGAAAAUGCAUCAGAUGACGUGCUGACUGUUACUUCAUCUACUUUGUGUAACCUGUUACUCGAGUUCUCUCCAUCCAAAGAACCAAUCUUAGAAUCCGGUGCUGUCGAUUUAUUAUGCAAUUUAACCAGAAGAUCUGAUCCGGCUUUAAGAUUAAAUGGUAUUUGGGCGUUGAUGAACAUGGCAUUUCAAGCUGAACAAAAAAUAAAAACGCUCAUCUUGAAUACCUUGGGUAUCGAACACAUCUUCCGAUUACUUAACGAUUCCGAAGUAAAUGUUUUAAUGAAGACGCUAGGUCUGCUUCGAAACCUUCUGUGCACGAAGCCGCAUAUCGACUAUAUAAUGAAUCUGCACGGAAAUGAGAUAAUACAGGCUGUUACAAUGAUACUGGACGCAAAUCAUCCAUCCGAAGUAAAAGAACAAGCGUUAUGUAUACUGGCAAACAUCGCUGACGGUGAUUCGGCCAAAGAUUUUAUAAUGAAUAACGAAGACAUACUGAAAAAAUUAUCAGAGUACAUGAUAAGUCCAAAUGGUAAGUUACAAGUUGCCUCUACAUUCUGUAUUUCUAAUUUAGUGUGGAAAGAAGAAAGUGGCUCGACGGAAAGGCAAACAAAACUCAGAGAAUUAGGAAUUCCUGCGCUUCUCAACCGGCUGAUGAAUACAACCAAUACGUUAUUGUUCGAUAAGAACGAAUUUUUUGUUCGCAGGGUUAAAACGGCUGUGACGCAGUUUAGUGAUCAGUAGUAGCCUACUUAAAUAGUUGUAUGUUUUUGUAUAUCGCCUGGACGCAGACCGCUGGAUAAAUUAUUAUAUCGCUGUAAUAUUACUUCGCUUUUUUUAUCGUAGUGUUCAGAAUUAUAUAUGUUUUUCUUUUAAAAUUUUAACGUUUUAAUACUUUAUAAGUAUAUUAAUUAUUGUUAUAUUUUGAAGAUAUACAUACAAUUCCGAAGUAUAUCGUAAUGAUGUACGAUCGAUUAAAUUUGUUUUGAUCUUUGAAAUUA
Molecule: messenger RNA, 2546 nt
Organism: Planococcus citri (citrus mealybug)
Lineage: Eukaryota; Metazoa; Arthropoda; Insecta; Hemiptera; Pseudococcidae
Product: armadillo repeat-containing protein 8-like
Exons: 13
Coding region: 256-2289 (677 amino acids)
Biological process (GO): proteasome-mediated ubiquitin-dependent protein catabolic process
Cellular component (GO): GID complex
Molecular function (GO): protein binding
Source: RefSeq, a predicted model, not a curated record